CAUGUGCAUAAAAAACUGAAGGAAGUCACGGUCCAUUCCUAUCUCGAAAUACGUUUUUCUAAACAAAAUUAAAAUCGACUAAAACAGAACAUCUCUCCUUGUACCUAGUGCAUGGUAUUUCAUCUAUCGUUAUAUUUUAUAACUGUUUGGGACUCUUACAAUUCAUUGACUUGUUAUCAAUUAGGAUCAUGGGAUUGAGACGAAAAUCUUCACGACCAUAAUUAAAGAUAAGUUAGGUAAGGUAGCUGGUAAAGGCCGUUGAGUCUUCAGUGGUCUGGGGACAAGUAAGAUGAUUACAUGAAUCUUAAUUUUUUUUAAAUGGAAACAUCGCUUUUAAAUGUUGGUUAAAUGUUGGCAAUAAUAUAAAUAAAUAUUUACGAAAUGAACUUACAUGAAAAUAGUUUUAUAACCAUUAAGCUUGUUAAGUAAAGGAGAAAUACAUUUUUAUAGGUUUUAUUAUCUGUGGAUUUUACAAUGAUUCACAGUUUGUUUAUCAUCAACCAUUCAGGUUUAGGAACUUGUGUUUGAUUGCUGUGGAUGGCAGACGUUUGUGGCUGUUCAAAAGACAUCAGGCCAUGGAAAAACAAUAAGUUUUAUUAUCGACUGAAGAAAGUAACUGGGGACAAGCCCAUUCUCCUGAAGACAUUCCUCUGUUGUGAAAAAGUACUUUGGAAAAACUUGCACCCUUGCUGGCCAGAGUCGGCCAAAGAUCAUAUUUUCACAUUAAGUUUGCACUAAUAUUGAGCUGUACAAUUUUCUGGGAGAGGUCUCACUGGUCUGUUUGCAACAUUGAAGAAUGUCCGAAGUUUUUUCAUGAACAGUUGCAAGGUCAACAAAAUGGUGACAGAAACGAUAAAGUCACGAGCUGCAGAAGAAGGCAUUCGUGCUGUCAGACGGAAGCAAAAACGGUGAAGAAGUGGAGGUUGUUGAAACUUUUAAAGAAUUUCCUAAGUUCGAUAUAUUUACCUUGGAUAAUACAGAAUUCAUAGUGUUGCCUUCAACGAAUGAAAAGUUACUUCAUGGAUGACGAACGUUACGAGUCUAAAGGUGAAGGAACGGAAUAUUACCCCGACUAUGAAAGCAGAAGUAAAAACGGUGAAGAAAUUAAAGUUAUUGCAACACUUAAAACAAGAGAAUUACGUUCAGACGGUAGUAAAAACGGUGAUGAAGUCAAUAGUGUUGAAUUACUUGAAGACCGGUGAAUUUUUUUUAAACAGUUUAAAUUUGAUGUUUGGCGCAUAAAAAUAAGUACAAUAAAGAAAAGUUUGCUGUUCACAUGAAGAACAUUGGAGAACUUGGAUAAAUUUUUGCGUGACUACUAGAAGAGAUCUAGCUUUCACGGUUCCAGCAGUUAUGGGUAUCUUGGAAGAAGGGAAUUCUUCUAUGAAUAAUGGCGAUUAUGAAACGGCUAUUGAACAUUACAAUAAUUGUGUAAAAGUUGCAGACGAGAACAGCAUCAAAAUGAUGGCAUAUUUUGGUCUUGGCAAUGCUUUCACACUCUCUGAUAAACGGAAGGAAGCAAUAAACUGCUUUAAUGAUUGCUUAAAUCUUUCUUCUGAACUGGAAAUUAAAUAUUUUGAACAUCAAAUAUACCUCGGGUUGGGGAGUAUCCAUUCUACCACUAUAAGAUUGGAGGACGGUAUAAAGAAAGAAGAAAUAGUCUGUCUCUGUCAUGUUGCAUUGGGAGGAUUGAAUAAGUUGCUUGAAAAUUAUGAGAAAUCUUUGGAGCAUUAUAAAAACGGAUUCUCUUUUAUUGAUUGUGAACACCAAGAAGAAGAAAUGCAAUCUCCACAAUGGAAAGAAAAUCAAGAAGGAAAUCAACAAGAACAAAAUAAACGGCGUGAACGACCGCGACGACCAAGAAAAGUUGGUGGUAUUAACGUUAGUAAAGAUUUCGUUAAACAUAACUUGAAGAACUUGUCAAUUGUUUCUUCAGCUGGAAUUGUCAGUGGAGUGUUGGCUGUUUUAUGGGAAUUAGCAGAAUUGUUUGAUAAACUUGAGCAAUAUAGGGAAGCAGCAGAAAUUUAUGAAAUGUAUCUGGAGCUGGUCACAAAAGAUGAAGAUAUAGAAAAACAAAAGAACGUCAUGGAGCGUCUGGUGCAAAUAUACGAUGAAGAAGAGCGUUAUUACUUAAGGGAUUCUAUGACGACGAGAUUACAAGAGUUUCGUGAAAGAAAAAAGAACCAAGAUUUGCAGCUGCAUGAAUGGAAAUACAAUGAUAAAUCGACAAAACAUAAAGAAUUGCUCUUAAAAUUAAUUGAGUAUGGGAAAGACCCUAAUGUUGAGGUUAAACAUGUGAACGAUGUACGUGUAAUUUUCUCAGAAAAGUUUUGCAUCGGUAGAGGAAGUGAUGGAACCCGUGUUUAUCUUGGACUGGGAAAGGAUGGUUACGGUAAAGCAGUGAAGCGAAUUCUUCGUGAUAAUACUUAUUUGGCACAGCAUGAAGUAAAAAUUUUUAAUGAAAUCAAUGAUAAGAAGUCGGAUUAUGUGCUAAAUUGUUAUUGCUCGAGACAAGAUAGAGAAACAGAAUAUGUUUAUUUAAUUCUCGAUUUAUGUGAAGAAUCGUUGGAGGAUUUUGUGCUAUCCGAAUCAAAUAGUUUAGAUUAUCUUCAAAAAUCCCUUCCCGACAUUUUGAAGCAAAUAUUGAACGGCUUAGUUGAUCUUCACAGAGGUGAACGUCCCAUUCUUCAUCGUGAUUUGAAACCUUCCAAUAUUCUCCGAGACACACAAGGCAAAUUUUUGAUAGCCGAUUUUGGUAUUAGUCGAAUUAUGAAGAAUGGCUCUCAGACAUAUGUAAGCGAUGCUAAUAGGGGAACUCCGCAUUGGAUUGCCCCUGAAUCUUAUAUUGAGGAUAUAAAAUUAUUUGAUAAAGCACGUUACAAAACAGAAUCUGAUGUAAUGAAUGCAGGAAUGGUGGCUUAUUUUGUUGCAACAAAAGGAAAACAUCCUUUUGGUACUAAAGUGUGCAUACUUCAAAAUUUGUUGGAUGGAAAACCUGUUGGCUUAAAGGAAAUCAGUAAUUUCGAACUAAAUGAUCUUCUUUCAUGGAUGCUACAACAUAAACCCGAACUCAGGCCAUCUGCAAAGGAGGCGUUAAAACACCCUUAUCUACUAUCUGAUGAAGAAAAGUUUGACUUGCUGUGUGAAGUUGGGAAUCAACCGGAGAUAGAGAUACCGCAUUUAGAUCAUCCUCUCAGCUCAGAUGUCCAUGAGCAGUUAAAUGGUCUCAACAAUUGGAUGAACCGUCUCAUUCAUGAAUUCGAUGAUCAUUUCAACAAGAAACUCUACGACUCUACAUGGUUAGGAUGCUUAAGAUUCAUACAAGACGUUAAUCAGCAUUGGCAUGAUGAGCAUCGUUCAAAACUGUCACCAUAUAUCAAGGAAGGCAACUAUAAAGAGUAUUUCGUAAGGGUUUUACCAGAGCUUCCUCUUCUGGUGCACAGAAUCAUGGGGUUAAACGAAUGGAUCUUAAGACCUGAUAUGGAAAAACGUGUUCCUAUUCAAGAAUUGUUGCGUCAACCAUGGAAAUGUUCUGAUAAAUCAAUAAUGCAUCGGGAAAAGUUUAAAAAGAUGGAGGAAUAUGGACGCAAACAUCCAGAAAAAGUUACACUGCUCAAUGAAUUGCGUGUAAUUUUCAAGAAUGAGUUUUUGCUUGGCAAGGGAAGUGAUGGAACCCGUGUUUACCUUGCCCUGGGAAACGAUGGUUAUGGAAAAGCAGUAAAGCGAAUACGCAAAGAUAGCGGCGUAGACUAUACAAAUCGAGAAAAAGAAAUUUUGAAUGAACUUAAAGCAAAGCGAUCAAAUUAUGUUGUGAAUAUUUGGCAUUUAGAAGAUAACCUUGACGAAGAGUAUUUGUACAUGAUAUUAGAUUUGUGUGAAGAAUCGUUAGAGAGCUAUGUGAAAUCUUCUUCUUUGCAAGAUCUUCAAAAAGCACUUCCUACAAUUCUUAUGCAGAUUUUAAAAGGUUUAGCUGAUCUUCACAGCGGUGAGCGUCCUAUUCUUCAUCGGGAUUUAAGACCAUCAAACGUUCUUCGAGAUGUACAAGGAAAUUUUUUAAUUGCUGACUUAAGUAUAAGUCAUAUGUUAUCUAUUGAAACUCCGACGCAUUGGAGCAUACAAAGAGGAGCUAAAUAUUGGGUAGUUCCAGAGUCAUAUGACGAAUCAGAUGCAUCAAUAAAUAAAGUUCGUUACCAAAAAGAGUCUGACAUUAUGAUUGCAGGAAUGGUGGCUUAUUAUGUUGCAACAAAGGGAAAUCAUCCUUUUGGAGAUGAACGGCAUAGACUGGACAACAUUUUGAAUAGAAAUGCAGAUGGAUUGCACGAAAUCAAGGAUGCCACGCUCAAAGACCUUCUUUCGUGGAUGCUACAACAUUCACCAGAAGACAGGCCAUCUGCCAAUGAGGUGUUAAAACAUCCUUAUCUACAAUCAGACGAAGAGAAAUUCAACAUGCUGUGUGAUAUGGGGAACCAACUGGAGUUGAAACAUUCACAUGGUCGAAAUUCUCCCAUUUCAGAUGUUCAUACGCAGUUGUAUGGUUCCACAGAAUGGAUGAAGCGUCUCGAUGAUGAAGUCCUCAAAGAUUUGAUCAACUUUGAAGUAAACGACAGUAUAAGAACUGUUAUGUACAAGUCUGAAUGGGCAGGAUGCUUAAUAUUCAUACGAAACGUUCACCAACAAUGGCAAAAUAAAACUUCUUCUUAUCUAUCACAACAUUUAAAGCAAGGCAAUUAUAAAAAAUAUUUUCUGCAACGUUUUCCUGAACUUCCUCUUCUGGUGCACAAAGUCAUUAGGUCUACUCACUGGAAAACUAAAUCUGAUCGCAAGAAGCAUUUUGACAGUAAGCAACAGCUAUUAAAAUAAUUUGUCAUUUAGAUGAUCGCAAGGUAUCAAAUGUGUUAAUUCUAGAUGCUCGAUGGCAAUAAAUUGACUUUUCAGUUUAAUAUGAAAAA
Messenger RNA from Xenia sp. Carnegie-2017, 4949 nucleotides. RefSeq lists its product as uncharacterized. Lineage: Eukaryota; Metazoa; Cnidaria; Anthozoa; Malacalcyonacea; Xeniidae. Gene Ontology annotation, biological process: IRE1-mediated unfolded protein response; intrinsic apoptotic signaling pathway in response to endoplasmic reticulum stress; mRNA processing. Bases 1354 to 4860 code for a protein of 1168 amino acids. Gene Ontology annotation, cellular component: IRE1-TRAF2-ASK1 complex. The transcript is spliced from 16 exons. The record is from RefSeq and is a predicted model, not a curated record. Gene Ontology annotation, molecular function: RNA endonuclease activity; ATP binding; protein serine/threonine kinase activity.